UUGAGAUUCGCGGCGCGCACUCGAGGCCUCGCAUCUCCUGCGGACUCGCCGGCGAACGCUUCCUUCUUUGGAGAUGCCGCCCGCCACCGCGGCGGCGGCGCGCUGUCCCCUCCUCCGGCGGGCUCCGGCGGCACUCCGUGGCGCUCUAUCCCGCUCAGGCAUGGCGCGGCGUCUGGUGGCAGCGAGCGCUGGGGGCGGCGGGCGGGCGCCAGCGUACGGCGGGCUGCUGCUCGACGCCGGCGGCACGCUGCUGCAGGUAGCGCGGCCGGUUGCCGAGACCUACGCCUCCAUCGGCCGCCGCUACGGUGUGACGAAGCCUGAGAAGGGCAUCAUGGAGGGGUUCAAGCGGGCCUUCUCGGCGCCAUGGCCGAAGACGCUCAGGUACCAGGGAGAUGGGAGGCCAUUCUGGAGAAUUGUCGUAGCAGAAGCAACCAAUUGCACUGAUGAUGAUUAUUUCGAAGAAGUGUAUCAGUACUAUGCCCAUGGAGAUGCUUGGUGUUUGCCUGAUGGAGCAGACACAAUACUUCGUGAGCUGAAGGAUGCUGGAGUUAAGCUAGCUGUUGUAUCUAACUUUGAUACAAGGCUAAGGAAAUUGCUUAAGGACCUCAAUGUCUCUGAUAUGUUUGAUGCCAUUGUGGUAUCAUCAGAGGUUGGGUACGAGAAACCUGCUCCAGAGAUCUUCAAGAUAGCAUUAGAUCAAAUUGGUGUGGACGCCAGCAAGGCAGUGCAUGUAGGAGAUGAUGAAACUGCAGACAAGGCAGGUGCAAAUGGUAUAGGACUUGAGUGCUGGCUGUGGGGUGCUGAUCUGAAGACAUUUUCUGAGAUUCGGUACCGGAUUCUAACAGAUGAUCAAUGAGUGCGGAUUUGGCAUGUUUGUGGCCACGUCACGGCAGCCCUUUUUUUUUCACCCCAAAAUCGUCCAUUGUUGACCUUUCCAUUCUGCGUUCGAUGAAAGUUUUUUUUUUAUCUUGCCCCUACUUUGAAGUGCAAUUGUAUUUUUACCCCCAUUUUUUGAACUUUGUGAUUUUGCCCUCACCUAUUCACAAGUCAAUGCGAUUUUGCCCUUGGUCUUUGCGUAUUUGCCCCUGUUUUGACCAUUGACUGGGGGUAAAAUCGCAUUGACUUGUGAAUAGUUGGGUCAAUGCGAUUUUGCCCUUGGUCUUUGCGUAUUUGCCCCUGUUUUGACCAUUGACUGGGGGUAAAAUCGUAUUGACUUGUGAAUAGUUGGGUAAAAUCACAAAGUUGAUAAAAUGAGGGCAAAAUCAUAUUUACACUUCAAAGCAGGGGUAUGAACACAAAUGCCCCUUCACGAAAUAAGCUAAUCGUAUGAAUAAAAGUACUGUUGACUGUCAUACAGCGAUGAAAAAAUAGAGUUGAUGAGCAAAUGAGUGAUGAGUCAUCAGUCAUGAGUUCUGGCUAUGUAAUUUGCAAGUAAAUAUUAUUAUUUUUAAGCAUGAACCGGUGACACAAA
Setaria italica (foxtail millet) is the source of this 1471-nucleotide messenger RNA. Its product is annotated as haloacid dehalogenase-like hydrolase domain-containing protein 3. The coding region runs from base 74 to 856 and encodes 260 amino acids. NCBI's taxonomy places the organism in Eukaryota, Viridiplantae, Streptophyta, Magnoliopsida, Poales, Poaceae. The transcript has 8 exons. The record is from RefSeq and is a predicted model, not a curated record.